Notolabrus celidotus (New Zealand spotty) is the source of this 4975-nucleotide messenger RNA. It is a transcript of the gene hyou1, whose product is annotated as hypoxia up-regulated 1. The coding region runs from base 238 to 3195 and encodes 985 amino acids. NCBI's taxonomy places the organism in Eukaryota, Metazoa, Chordata, Actinopteri, Labriformes, Labridae. Gene Ontology annotation, cellular component: endoplasmic reticulum chaperone complex. The transcript is spliced from 24 exons. Gene Ontology annotation, biological process: negative regulation of hypoxia-induced intrinsic apoptotic signaling pathway; endoplasmic reticulum unfolded protein response; cellular response to hypoxia. Gene Ontology annotation, molecular function: ATP binding; ATP-dependent protein folding chaperone. The record is from RefSeq and is a predicted model, not a curated record.
CAGUUUUUCACCCGGUAGCGGCUUCGCUCAGUGGAUCCAAUGAGGUGACGCCGCGUUCGGGCCCGACUAGUGGGAGCAAGCCGGUGAUAAGGGGAACCAAAAACUACCAAGUGUGACAACAAAGAGGCUUUUAGUUUAAGGCAAAGCCAUAAAACGUCAAAACCUCACAGCAUCCCGGAGAAGCACGCUUGAACGGAAGCCUCCUCUGCCUCGCAGCUGUGUCGGUUUAAUCUCAUCAUGGGGAGGAGAAGGCUGCUGCUCAUUUCCCUGUUCUGCCUUGUUCUGGCGAUGUUGCCUUCUCACACAGUGACUGUAGCUGUCAUGUCUGUUGACCUGGGCAGUGAGUGGAUGAAAAUGGCGAUAGUGAAACCUGGAGUGCCAAUGGAGAUUGUUCUUAACAGGGAGUCGAGGAGGAAAACACCCAUAGCUGUGUGUCUCAAAGAGAAUGAAAGACUGUUUGGAGACAACGCACUCGGAGUGUCUGUGAAGAACCCCAAAACUGUUUAUAGACACCUCCAAAGUCUUCUGGGUAAAAAACACGAAAACCCCCAGGUGGCGCUCUACCAGAAGCGCUUUUCUGAGCAUGAGCUACAGAAGGAUCCAGUCAGAAGCACAGCUGUCUUCAAAAACUCUGAAGCAAUGGUGUACUCGCCGGAGGAGCUCCUCGGGAUGAUGCUCAAUUACUCCCGUGCACUGGCUCAGGACUUUGCAGAACAACCAAUCAAAGACGCAGUGAUUACCGUCCCAUCAUUUUUCAACCAAGCAGAGCGCAGGGCCGUCCUGCAGGCUGCACAGAUGGCUGGACUCAAAGUUCUGCAGCUCAUCAACGACAACACUGCUGUGGCCGUGAACUACGGCGUCUUCAGGAGGAAAGAUAUCGACAACACAGCUAAGAAUGUGAUGUUUUAUGAUAUGGGCUCAGGCAGCACCUCCGCAACCAUCGUGUCUUACCAGACGGUCAAAACCAAAGAGUCUGGCACCCAGCCCCAGCUUCAGAUCAGAGGUGUCGGGUUCGACCGAGGGUUAGGAGGCUUUGAGAUGGACCUGCGACUCCGGGACCAUCUGGCCAAACUGUUCAACGAGCAAAAGAAAAGCACGAAAGAUGUGAGGGAAAACCAUCGGGCCAUGGCCAAGCUCCUCAAAGAGGCUCAGAGGCUGAAGACUGUGCUCAGCGCAAACAUGGAAUUCAUGGCCCAGGUGGAAGGUUUGAUGGAUGACAUUGACUUCAAGUCCAAGGUGACCCGGGCCGAGUUUGAAGAGCUGUGUGCGGAUCUGUUCGAGAGAGUGCCAGGCCCUGUGCAGGAUGCCCUCACUGCUGCAGAGAUGAAGCUGGAUGAAAUUGAGCAGGUGAUUUUAGUCGGAGGCGCCACACGUGUCCCCAAGGUUCAGGAGGUUCUCCUCAAAUCGGUGGAGAAAGAGGAGCUGGGUAAGAACAUCAAUGCAGAUGAGGCUGCAGCGAUGGGUGCUGUGUAUCAGGCUGCAGCCCUCAGCAAGGCCUUCAAAGUGAAACCUUUCUUGAUCAGAGACGCAGCCGUCUUCCCCAUUCAGGUGGAAUUCAGCCGUGAGGCCGAAGAAGAAGGUGUCAAAUCCCUGAAACACAACAAACGUAUCCUCUUCCAGAGAAUGGCUCCCUACCCUCAGCGCAAAGUCAUCACCUUCAACCGCUACAGUGACGACUUCGCCUUCGACAUCAACUAUGGCGACCUCAGCUUCCUCAGUCAAGACGAGAUCAAUGCAUUCGGCUCCAUGAACCUCACCACGGUCAAACUGUCUGGAGUUGGCGGCAGCUUCCAGAAGCACUCAGAUGCAGAGUCAAAAGGCAUCAAAGCUCAUUUCAACAUGGAUGAGAGUGGAGUGCUGCUGCUGGAUCGGGUGGAAUCUGUCUUUGAAACCAUUGUGGAGGAGAAAGAAGAGGAAUCAACAUUAACUAAACUGGGUAACACCAUUUCCACUUUGUUUGGAGGAGGAUCGUCAGAACCAGCUAUGAAUAUAACUGAACCUGUCCAGGAUGAGGAGGAAGUGCCUCCAGAAUCUGGAAAGGAAGGCAAGGAAGAGGAGGGUAAGGAGGAAGCGCAGAAGGAUGAGGCAGCCGGUGAGCAGCAGGAUGAUUCAGAGAAGAAAGCAGAUGAAGAGCAAAAGCAGGAGAAGACGGAAGAGGCCGACAGCAAGACCGACACCAAGGAGGAAAAAGAGGAAGAGAAACCUGUGACCGCAGAGGAAGAGAAGAAUGCAGAGAUGACGGCAAAACCUCAGAAGAAGAGCAAGAUUUCUGAGGACAUCACUGUGGAGCUGAUCAUCAACGAUGUCCUCAACCCCACUGAGGAGGACGUCACCACUUCUCAUAAGAAGUUACAGGAUUUAACAAACAGAGACCUCGCCAAACACGAAAGAGAAAAGUCUCUGAACAGUCUGGAGGCGUUUAUCUUUGAGACGCAGGACAAGCUGUACCAGGAUGAUUACCAGCUGGUUGUGUCAGAGGAGGAGAAGGAGAAGAUCUCAGGGAAGCUGAGCGAGUUCUCAGAGUGGAUGGACGAAGAGGGCUACUCAGCCACCACCAAACAGCUGAAAGAGAAGCUGUCGCAGCUGAAGAGCCUGUGCAAGGACAUGUUCUUCAGGGUGGAGGAGCGACGCAAGUGGCCCGACCGCCUGGCAGCGCUGGACAGCAUGCUCAACACCUCCAGCUUCUUCUUGAGGAGCGCCAAACUGAUCCCAGAGGAUGACCAAAUCUUCACUGAGGUGGAGCUGAAUCUGUUAGAAAAAGUGAUCAAUGAAACAACGACUUGGAAGAACGAAACGGUCGCAGGGCAGGAUAAACGCUCUCCCAAGGAGCGUCCCAUCCUACUGUCCAAAGACAUCGAGUCCAAACUGGCUCUGCUGGAUCGAGAGGUCAACUACCUGCUCAACAAAGCUAAAUUUGCCAAGCCCAAGUCCAAACCCAAAGCCAAGAACAGCACCAGCUCUGAAAAAAGUAGCAAAGCAAACGACACAGCGGAGGAAAAGGUCAUCCCUCCCACAGAGGAGAGCAAAGAGACAAAGAGUGAAAGCCAAGAGGAGGCACAGCCUGCGGACACCCCGCCCACAGAGGAGAGUGCUGCACACACAGACUCAGACAGCCAAUCACAGCACACAGAAGAAACAACAACAGGACCCACAGAUACGGCCGCAUCUGAAAACCACAUAGAUGAUGAAUUAUAACAGCUGGAACAUGGAAAAAAAAUCACUAUAUUUAUUGACAGUGUUUAAAUGUUUGAGUUCCUUCUCACAUAGUUUCUUCUGUUUUUUUUCCUUUUUUUUAUUUUUAUUUUUUUGUUCCGGGUAACUGAACUGUCUGCACUUGAUUGGUUAAGCAACAGAGGCUGCUCAUCCUGCCCCCCUCCCCUUUCACCUCUUCUCUGUUGCUCACCUCUUCUGUCUUUCAUGGAUUCGGUUCGCAGCAGACACUCAAACUCCAGGAAGAAGCAACUCAACAAAUAAAAAGCUUAAGACUUCAUCUGCUGUUACGGAUUCAGGUCCAAAUCAUGUCAAGCCCAAUAAACAAUCCAUCACAGAGUCUGAGAUGACAGCGGUGUCCGCUCAUCUUAGAGUAACUACAUGGACUUUAUGAGAAGGUUGAACACCAUUAUACUCUGUUUCAUCUUUCAUGAACUUUGCAUCUUUUCCUUUGUCUUCUGCACUGCAUCCUUAACCGUUGUGUGUCGCUGGGAGGUCACCGUGCACCUGUACCAUCACUGGCUUUGAGUAAGAGCACUGUGUGGAGGAUGUGAUAGUGCAGGGUGGGGGCUGCUUUAGAUGUUUGCUGCUCUGCUCAUCCUAAUUAUUGGUUCAAUUUUUGGUGAAAGGACAAAAAGUUGAAGUUCACCGCAGAGACAGAGUCUGUUGUGGAAAAGAAGUGUGUACAUUUAAAUCUAGUGGAGCAUGACAUUAAUGCUAGAAGAGGCAAAUGAUGAAAACAUGUAUUAAGUAUAAAUUAGCCUAACAUCAUAAUCAUUGGACUGAAUACUCUGACAUAGAAAUGACUGAUUUCAAGGCCUGUAAUAAAUCCAUCCAUGUGAUUGAAUGGCCACCUGACUUAACUUCCUACCUGCCUUUAAUAGGAUAACUUAUCUGCCAGCUGGUUAAUGAUAUCAAUACACUGAACUCCUCUCCAACACUCCCUUGUAGACUCAUUCUGCACUGAGGGGAGGAGGAACAAUUCAUGUGUUUCUACUUGAACUCUUGCAUGGGCAGGUUUCUCCAGAGUUGCCAACUUCAGCAUUAAAAUUGAUAAUAAAUUUGUAGAUUCCUGCAACACCAUUGGAAUAGGAUUUGGUUCAGAAAUGACUGAUUUGGUGAAUCACAUUAACUAUUAACUUAUAAAGUCUUCUGAAACAUGCCAGCAAUGACUGCUGUUGGGCUAAAUGUCAUUCUUAAACCUGCAGAAAGUUGAGGGUGAAAAAGUCAUCUCCAAAGUUGAUUGUGAAAACUAUACGCAGCUUGUUUCUUCCAUUGUCACCCACUGAGGCUCAUUCUGUGUCAGCACUUAUGCAGAUUAAAAACCAGCCAUGAACUGAGCUGCCAAAAGAGGAUGACAUAAAAAAGGUCAACGGUUGAAUAUCUGAAGUGUGUCCAUGUUUCUGUCCCCCAGCGUUCCUCUGAUCCAGCUGUCUGAACUCAGAGACUCAUGUUUUGUUUUUGUUUGUCUGUUUUUUUUUUUUUCUGCUGAUGCCAAAAUGGCCCUGAAUGUGUUUUGGUGGUCCAAGUCCACAUGUUAGUCUCAAUAAGCUGCCAAACAUGGUAGUCCAGGUGGAGUGUUAGAAUUGUCACUGCUCGUGCUUUGACUGGGAGAGGUGGGGGGCUCUUUGUGUCAGCUGUGUGCUUCUGUGUUUGUUGCACUCGGUGUCAUUUGAAGGGCUGACUAGAGUUAAGAAUUCAGGAAUGGGAGAUGAAAAUAAUGCCGUGUGUUUAAGCUGUUAAUAAAGAAAUCUUUGGUUUUUAA